This is a messenger RNA of Centrocercus urophasianus (Greater sage-grouse), 1116 nucleotides long. It is a transcript of the gene RHEX, whose product is annotated as regulator of hemoglobinization and erythroid cell expansion. NCBI's taxonomy places the organism in Eukaryota, Metazoa, Chordata, Aves, Galliformes, Phasianidae. The record is from RefSeq and is a predicted model, not a curated record. The transcript has 6 exons. Bases 221 to 700 code for a protein of 159 amino acids.
UCACUUCUGGGGGCAAAGCGAGACCGCAUCCGGCGCCCAGUCAGUGAGCACUGCUGCACCAGCUGCAGUCAAACAUCCACCAAAAAUGCUCCAGAAACAUCCCUGACCUCUGCAGAGCAUCCCAUCCAUCUGCUCUGUGCCCCGAAGGCAGGACGGACACACGGAGGUCUCUGCACCCAGGAACCUCAGGGACGUUGCUGGCACCACAGUGACGACGGAGAUGGAGCACUGUGAGUGGUGGGUGCCUCUCGCCACCUCAGCUGUGACCCUGCUGCUCAGCUCUCUGCUCCUGCUGCUGCUUUACAUCAUGCUCAGCAGGAAAAUAGACAGGCACUGCUGCAGCGCACAGGUGAGCAGUGGUCCCACAGCACAGCCCCAGCAACCACCCAUCUCUUCAGCUGGAGGGGAAGGGGUGCAGCAACCAAACUAUACGGAAGGGAGCAGCGAGACGUCUUCAGAGACCUCAGAGGACUCGGACAGCAGCUCUCUGCACCCACAGGAAAGGAAAACCCGCUCAAAGGAAAACCUCAACUACACAUCCGUGCUGUUCCCUGGGAAAGGCUCUGAUAGGAACUACGAGAACAUGAAGAUGGGCGCUGAUUACGUCAACGUGGACCCAAAAAAGAAGAAAGCAGAGUUUUGGACCUGCUCCAGCCCUGUGGCAUCCAAGUCCAUCGAGUACACAGAGGUGAAGCUGUGACACUUCCCUGGGGUCCCACAGCAGCCACCGCUCUGUGCCCAGGUCAGUGCUGGCACAGGGCUGCUGCCAUUCCCUGGGAUGGUGCAGCUCCCCCAGGGAUCUUUCGGGGUCGGAGGCUGUGGGUGUGGGGUGAUGUGGGGCUGCCCCACACCUCCCUGUGGGGAAACGCUCCUUCUCAGACUGCCACAAGCUCUGCACGUGUGUGUGAACGCCGUUUUCUCAUCUUGUGAAAGCAAAUGCUCCCCCAGCGGGAUGCGGGUAAGAGAGGGAAAUGCAAUCAUUUCCAAACCAUCCCUCCAUUGGGCUGACACAUCCUGUGAAUAAUGCUUCCUUCGCUGAUCGCUGUCAUAAAAACCUUUUAAAUACACUCCAUCCACCGGCUUCACCCUUUCUGCCCUCACACCGAUCCCUCCUCU